Frieseomelitta varia is the source of this 2885-nucleotide messenger RNA. It is a transcript of the gene PolI, whose product is annotated as DNA polymerase iota. Lineage: Eukaryota; Metazoa; Arthropoda; Insecta; Hymenoptera; Apidae. Gene Ontology annotation, biological process: translesion synthesis. Gene Ontology annotation, molecular function: DNA-directed DNA polymerase activity; damaged DNA binding. Bases 595 to 2292 code for a protein of 565 amino acids. The record is from RefSeq and is a predicted model, not a curated record. The transcript is spliced from 3 exons.
AUACACGUAUAUAUCUUUGACAAUUCAAAACAUGGCUACCAUGUGAAAAAUAAAUUAGUCGCAUUACAGUUUGUAAACAAAUUUCUAUUUAGUUUUUACGAUAGUUUUGUUUCGUGUUACCAGCGAAACUUAUCAGCAGUGAAAAAAUAUAUUUCUUCGAUGAAAUUUAUAAGAAGUACACGUGGUAGAGAAACAUUCGAGUUUUUUAAUAUCUCUAACUGCAAUUUAAUGUCUAUUCAAUGUGAUCUAACGGAUUUCUGGAAAAUAAAAAUACACUUGUAUGCUAAUGUUCUACGUGAUUGUGAGAUACUUUUCAAAUGAACGCUAAAUAAUGAUAUACGUCUACAAUUAAACAUAUCGAUAGGUAACACUUAUAGACUUAAAAAUUACUGUGUUAAAGUGUGUUAGUAACAAGAAAAGAAAAUUAUUCUUUAUUAAUGCCAAGUAAAGUGAAAAAAUAUGCAUUUAAAAAUAUAUUUUUAAUCAAAUUUGUUUUCUAAAAAGAUUAUACUAUGUUAAAGUAUUAAAUAAAACAUUCAUGUGAUAAAGAUUCUAUGAAUAAUAUUGUAUUGCAUCGUUUGUAAAUUAACCUCAAUGGAUUCCAUUGACUUUGAUGCAAUUAUAAGACAUCCAAGAACUAUAAUUCAUAUAGAUGUUGACUGUUUUUAUGCUCAAAUAGAGAUGCUAAGGCAUCCAGAGCUACAAGGCAAACCAUUGGGAGUACAACAAAAAAAUAUAGUAGUAACAAGCAAUUACUUAGCACGAGAAUAUGGAAUUAAAAAAUGUAUGUCAGUGCAGGAAGCUUUACAUUUGUGUCCAGAGCUAGCCUUGGUAAAUGGUGAAGACUUAACACACUAUCGUCAUUACUCUGCUAAAAUACAGAAGAUAUUACAUCAGUUUACUCCAUUAGUUGAAAGGUUAGGUUUUGAUGACAAUUUUUUGGACGUAACAUCUAUCGUACAAAAAUAUAUGAAUUCUGGGAAUGAUUCAGAAUUGAAUAUGAGUAUUAAUAUGGAAGAUGAAAAUCCAGUUGGCAAAGUAUUUGGUCCCUCCGAAGAAGAAUGUCCUUGUGGUUGUCAUGCUAGAUUAAUUAUAGCUUCCAAAAUUGCAGUAGAAAUAAGAGAACAAAUUUAUAAAGAUUUGCAUAUUACAUGCAGUGCUGGGAUAGGACAUAACAAGCUCUUAGCAAAGUUAGUGGGUUCAUUGCAUAAACCAAAUCAGCAAACACUAAUAUUUCCUUGCAGUGCAGCUAUGCUAUUAUCUACCAUAGAGUCUGUAUCUAAAAUACCUGGUAUUGGGCAAAAGACAACAGAAUUGUUAAUAUCCAAUAACAUAAAAACUGUGGACGAUGUGCGAAAAACACCUUUAGAAGCAUUAGAGAAGAAAAUCGGUGUUGACUUAGCACGAAAAUUAAAAGAUAAUGCUGAAGGCAUCGACGAGACUGUUGUAAAACCGACAGGAAAGAGACAGAGUAUAGGAUUAGAAGAUGGCUUCAAGAGUGUUUCUUUGAUAGCCGAAGUAGAAUCACGGCUAGGAGCACUUCUGAGAAGAUUAACGGAAUUAGCUAUGGAGGAUGGAAGAAUCCCUGUUGCUAUGAGAUUAACAGUCAGAAAACAUGAUUUUAAUAAAUCAGCUUCGGGUAAAAGAGAAACCCGACAAUGCGCUUUACCAAAACAUCUACUGCCUUCUUCAAAAUCUGGAGUUUACGAUCACGCUAAAAUGCUAGCAUUAGCAAUGAAACUGUUUCAUCGUACUGUCGAUGUUUCUAAACCAUUCCAUUUAACCCUUUUAGGCGUUGCUUUCACGAAAUUUGAGGAAAGAUCUUCCGGUAAAAAUAGUAUUACAUCUUUUUUGCGAAAACAAGUCGCUGUUCAAUCCGUCUUAGAUAUAAGCUCGGAAGAAGGCGUUUCUGACAUUAAUCUCGGAUCACCAAUGAGUGUGAAUCAAGAUAGUAACGACGGUUCUGCGAUGAGUACCACUUCAUCUCCAAUUUCCAAAUCAAUAGGUACUAAUAACCAAACCGUGGACGAUGAUGUUUUGAACGAAAUAGAACCUUUACCAAAAAAGACCAGAUUGGAAGUAUGGUUAAGUGGACGUAGAGAAUCUCCAAGCAACGAAAUGGCUGACCUUCGACUUAGUCCUUCAUCACCAAUGCAAUUGUCUCCAAAAAUUGAUGCGGCCGUUCUUAAAUCUUUACCGAUUGAUAUACAAAGAGAAGUGACCCGUUCUUGGCCGACAACUAGUAAACCAAAAUCGAAUAAUAUACUUAAAUACUUUAUAGCCAAUAAGUGACGGAGUUUUAUGGCCUAGAAUAAAAUAUAGCCAUCAUUCUGUAUACACUUACACACUUACAAUAUUGGAUGGCAGCACCAUGUGAUAUUACGAAUUUAAGUUACUAAAUAUUUUAAAUCAAUUUGCAAUUUGGCUAUUAACCUUCUGUAUACACAUAUUUUCUAGAACAUUUACAGUAAAUGAAUGUUAAUAUAAAAUAACUUUAUCACAUAAUUUUGGUCACUUCAUUAAACAUCAUUACAAAAGACCUUACAAGUGAAUUUACAUGAUUGUACAAAGCAUGUUUCUAUUUAUUUAUUUUUGACCAAUUCAAACAUAGUUGAUACUUAAAUUAUCAUAUUAUAAUAAAAAUAGACGGAUUUUUAGGUUUCUUUGCGUUCAAAACGUAUUUACAAAACUCAAAAAAAAGAAAAAGGAAUAAAAAUAUACAUUAACUAUCGAUGAAAAGUAUUCCUAUUUAAGUAGAAUUGUUUAUUGUAAAUUGAAGAUAAAAAAUUAUAAAGUAAGUUUUAUUUUUACCUUUUUCACGUCCGAUGUGCAUAUUUUAUAUGAUUCUUAAUACCGCUGUGCAUUUCUUAACGCUUAACGUUUGG